AUGGGGCAUGGCGGUGAUCAGGACACUGGUAUGGAGCAUGUCGGUGAUCAGGAAGCUGGUAUGGGGUAUGUGGUGAUCAGGAUGCUGGUAUGCUGUAUGGCGAUGAUCAGGGCACUGGUAUGGGGCAUAGCAGUGAUCAGGAUGCUGGUAUGGGGCAUGGUGAUGAUCAAGACGCUGGUAUGGGGCACGGCGGUGAUCAGGAUGCUGGUAUGGAACAUGGCAGAGAUUAGGAUGCUGGUAUGGGGUAUGGUGGUGAUCAGGAUGCUGGUAUGGAACAUGGCGGUGAUCAGGGUGCUGGUAUGG
Staurois parvus is the source of this 303-nucleotide messenger RNA. Lineage: Eukaryota; Metazoa; Chordata; Amphibia; Anura; Ranidae. The record is from the annotation of a GenBank genome assembly.